This is a messenger RNA of Solanum lycopersicum (tomato), 1386 nucleotides long. RefSeq names its product dirigent protein 1. The record is from RefSeq and is a predicted model, not a curated record. Lineage: Eukaryota; Viridiplantae; Streptophyta; Magnoliopsida; Solanales; Solanaceae.
ACAAAAACAGAUAAGAGCAAUAAAAGUCAUCGGCUAUUAGUGGAGAUUUGUAGUUGAAGCCAAGUUGCUUCAAGUAUUCUUUAUAUAUCUUUGUUUCUUUCCAAAUUCUUAUCAAUUCUUACAAAUAAGAGAGAAAUGGAGAAGCAUUUAGUCAUUGGAUUAAUAAGCUUGUUAAUACUACUAACAAUUGCCACAGCAGAUAAAAGCCCAAAAGCAGUAGAAAAAUGGUUCAAAAAUCUCCCUUAUGCAAAGACCAAAACCACCAAAUUUCACUUCUACUUUCAUGAAAUUUUUGGAGGAGAUAACCAAACAGCUCCUAUAAUUGCUCAAGCCAACACUACAGCUCAAUCACCUACAUUCUUUGGCAUGUUGAGAAUGUUCGACAACCCGUUGACUGUUGGGCCGGAUCCUAAUUCGAAACAAGUGGGCCGAGCCCAGGGAAUCCAUGGAUCUCCAUCAUUGAGUGAGUUGGCCUUAUUUUUCGACUUCAAUUUUGUGUUCACUGAUGGGCCUUAUAAUGGUACCACUUUGAGUGUGAUGGGCCGGGUCGCUGAAUCGCAAGAAUACAGAGAAUUGUCGAUUAUUGGUGGAUCUGGAAUUUUCCGGCUUGCUAACGGUGUUGCUACUGCGAAGACUUAUUUUUCUAAUGAUAGCCUUGUUAUUGUCGAGUAUAAUCUUAUAAUAAUUCAUUAUUGAAUUGUUGUUUCGAUGUAAAAGUCAACUUAGUUUAUUGAUUGCGUGUUUGAUGGUAUUUUACUUUCUCCAUUUCAAUUUAUUCAUGUAAGCACAAAGUUUUGAAAAAGCAGAUAUAGUUUUUGAAUGUUGUAAUUUUAGAUUAAAGACAUGGGUAUUAAUAUACCAAAACACUAUCAAUCUUCCAUCACCGUGCUAACCAAUGGUUCAAGUAGUAGUCAACUAGUCGAUAUGGAUGAGUCGAUCAGCACAAUGAUAAAAGGUAAUUUCUACACUAAUCGAAAUAGAUGUCCGUUGAGGAUCACAUGGAUUCGCAGGAAACAAAAGGAUCAAAAUAAUUAUUAAUCGAUUUCAGCAAUACUUCCACCAAUCAAAUAAAGAUAAAGACCAUUUUUAUGGGCAAUGGGAAAUUGAGGGCCACCAUGUUUGGUAAAGAGACUGCAGAAGAUCAUGAUUCUGCUUUGUCUCUUCCACUUGGCCUUUAUGUUUUGUUUAUAAACAUACAAGCACAAGCCAUAAGAAUAUCGUAAAGCAUAUCAAGACUAAGGGAAAAGUUAACAAAGAUAGCACUACCGGACAAAUACAAAAGUGCAGUUAGAUAUAUCUGGGGAAAAGAAGACCACAGAACGGCACUUGCUACUUGCUAUAAUGUUAAACCCAUUUUUCAUCAUCAACAUUAAAAACCUAAUUAAA